GAAAGGAAUUACCGACACACUCGGUAUACUAUACUGAAACGAGAACUUGACGAAGACGAACGUUGUCAAGAAUCAAGAUAUCUCGUAUCGUCAGCUGAUAGGAUCGCUGAUGUUCUUAGCGGUUGGAUCAAGACCAGAUAUUUCAUUCGCUGUGAGCAAACUUAGUCAGUUUCUGGAAUCGCCUACUACCAUACACUGGUCAGCAGGAAAGAGAGUACUCAGGUACUUGAGAGGUACUAAAUCGCUGGAAUUGACUUAUGGAAUGAAAAACGAAACAACAGAAGGUAAAAAUUUAAUAGCCUUCUCGAAUGCGGAUUAUGCGUCAUGUGUAGACACCCGCAAGUCAAUUAGCAGUGUUAUCUUGAUCCUGAAUUACGGACCUAUCAUUUGGUUAUCAAGAAAACAAAAUGUAGUUGCCACUUCAACUACAGAUGCCGAAUACAUAGCAGCUCAUGAUACAUCAAAGGAAACUGUGUGGGCUCGUAGUUUUUUACAAGAGAUCGGAUGCAGACAACUCGGACCAACGACUCUUUAUUGUGACAGUAAAGCAGCGGAGGCUUUAAUCAAGAAUCUAGCGUUUCACAAGAGGACCAAACACGUAGACAUAAAAUAUCAUUAUGUAAGAGACGUGGUUAAGAAUGGACAAUUAACAGUUACUCAUGUAGCAAGUGACAAACAACGAGCGGACUUAUUAAAACCACUUCCAAAACAAAAGUUUUUUAUAAACUGCGAACUUUUGAAUAUGACUUUAAACUCGUCGAGUGGGAGUGUUGCGAUGAGUGCGACUCGUCUUAGAUGGCGCUAGAGUUCGCAGGUUAAUUUUUCUCUAGUAAAAACCGUUCUAGAGUGUCGUACAGAAGAAGAAGCUGCUGUCCCGAGCACGGUCUUACAUACAGGUCUGGAAACUCCUCCAAAUUUUGGUGGUGGGGGUAGUUCCCUUAUUGAAGCCAAAUAGUUUGUAGCCCGGCCACGGCGCUGUCGUCUAACUCGCAGAUAAACAUAGCCUGAAAACUGCAAAACCGUAAGAUAAUAAAUUGUUGACAAAAUUCGCAAGUGACAAACUUAUUGAAAAAUGAGAUGUGUGGUACCGAAUUGUAAAAGCGGCAGCAGAACCGAGUAGAAACGUUCUCUAUUUCGAAUGCCAAAAGAUAUUGUUACGUGGAAAAAGUGGGAAAAAGCUAUUCCGGGUACUGUAAAGUUGAAUCAGACAGAUACUGUGUGUGUGAAAACCAUUUUAACGAGGAAGAUAUUGUUCGUGAAUGGAUAAAGUUCGACGCAAAUGGUCAAGAAAUUGCACAGGUGAGUUUAAUGUAAAUAUUGCAUGUGCGGUUUGAAGAGGUUCUUAUUCAUAUCCUGUAUUUCUCUAAUGAAGGUCGCAUACAAGCGUCAGAGGCUCAAGCAGUUCGCUGUGCCCACAAAAUUCAAUGACGUUCCAACAGGAAAGGAAAAUUGUGAGCCACUGGAUGAAAAUACGAAGCGAAUUUCGAAUUCUCAAAUAAAUUCUCCAGGCAUUGUCCAGUCCUCAGUUGGUGUCAUGAAACCUUCAAUUCAAGAAAACAGUAUAGUCGAAGCAGUCAUCGAUGUUGCUCAUAUUUCUUCACCAGUUCCAGUUGUUGACUCAGGCACUGAGUUGUCGGUCUCUCCAAUGAAAGUAUUGAGUUGUGAAACUGCAAUUACUUGACUCUUUUAGAAAUUCUUCGGCACUAUACGCCAAUGCGCGGGAUGCAACGAUCAUCCAAACUGCCCAACAUUUUUACAAUUAUACAAAUUGCUAUCGGUGUAUAGCGUGAUUAAGCCUCCGAAAUACGGGAAUUGCACCGUGUCGUCCAAUAAGAGGCCGGCGACUUUGAUCUCUAUCAGCGACAUCAAAGCUAUUUACAGCAACAAACGUGAAGGCAAAAGUGCGGCAUAUAUGCAAGAAAUUAAAAAAAAAAUUAGAUCAAGUGUUGUAACACGAUUGGGAGGCGGACGAUAUCAUCGAUCCUCAUUCCGAACACGAUUAUGCCCUUUCCCCUAUUCUCGAUUGUAUUAUCUACUACGUAACAGGUUUUCUAUGUUAAAUAUAUUUUCGCAAUGUGUUUGUCCAAACCAAAAAACGUAGGUUUGUAUUAUGUUGAUAAUAACGCUUGCUGUACUGCACUAAUCAUUGCAUGGCUUAUCAUUGAUUCAGCUUUAUAUAUGUCGACGUAGAAUUCAUGUUCUUUUUCUUUAAGACCAGUAUUCAUAAUCGGAUCUUACUUCAAGAUCGUCUUAAGUAACAUCUUAAGUUUCCAAUACAGCUCAGUGAUUGGCUUAGGUCAUCUUAAAUGUUUACUUAAGACGAUGUAAUAUAUAACAUCCGACUAUGAAUACCGGCCUAAGGA
Harpegnathos saltator (Jerdon's jumping ant) is the source of this 2363-nucleotide messenger RNA. RefSeq names its product retrovirus-related Pol polyprotein from transposon TNT 1-94. The record is from RefSeq and is a predicted model, not a curated record. The transcript is spliced from 2 exons. NCBI's taxonomy places the organism in Eukaryota, Metazoa, Arthropoda, Insecta, Hymenoptera, Formicidae. The coding region runs from base 110 to 805 and encodes 231 amino acids.